This is a messenger RNA of Aspergillus ochraceoroseus IBT 24754, 1274 nucleotides long. RefSeq lists its product as uncharacterized. The record is from RefSeq and is a predicted model, not a curated record. The coding region runs from base 107 to 1171 and encodes 354 amino acids. The transcript has 4 exons. NCBI's taxonomy places the organism in Eukaryota, Fungi, Ascomycota, Eurotiomycetes, Eurotiales, Aspergillaceae.
AAGCAGUGCACAGUUGCCGGAGAUGCGUUGCAAUACCGCAGUAAGGUGCGUUGUCAUAGCCGCGGUCCAAGGCCCUACUUCAACUUCCACCUGGGAAGACGAUUAAAUGUCAUAUGAAUUUCCUCAACAUGUACGUGCUGGCACGAUUUGUCAUUUACUUCCAAGGGUUUGCUCUGUAAUCUGGCGGCAUCCAAUCUCUACCAGGCCGAAUAUUCUCAAGAUGGAGAACAGUGUGGUCAAGCUCAGCGUUCCUACUAGCGAGGAUGUGAUUAAGCUGUCCAUCUUGGAUCAACAGAUUAUGCGCUUCUACGCAAAGAUUGUGAACAUUUUCAAACUGGACACAGCAAACAACCUAGACGAUGUCGUACACCAUCUGAAGGAGGGCCUCGGGGUCGCCUUGAGUGAGAUUCCCGACUUCGCCGCAACCCUCGUGCCCGUCCCAGGUUCUCAGCGGAAAGAAAUAGAAUUGCACAUUGGGCCUGAGUCAGGUGUGCAGUUCAGGUGGACGCAUGGGCUCGUCAUACAAAAGAGUCCCUCACACAGGCUCUAUUCGGGAGCCGCCUCCCUCCACGCAAGGAACUCACUUGCUUGGCAGCUGGAGCAGGCUUAUCCAGGGGGGACGUCGCUCUUUACCACCCGGUUGGACUUCCGGGCACGUACCAAACCACCAUUCCCGGACACAUUCGUCGGCAACAUCAACAAGCCAACCGCGCGGGUACGCCUCCCCCUAGCGGAAGUGUGCGCAGCCUCCACGCCCGAGUCACUCGUUACUCUUGCGGAGGCCAUUCGGGUCGCCACGGAAGGUACCGGGGAGCAAGCCAUGCGUACGCUUAUUGGUCUAGUAAACAACGCGGCCGCCGUGACAGAUGUGGCAUGGAACUACAACUACUUCCCGGAGCCAGAUCUGGGAGUAACGGACAUCUCCGGCAUCGAAGCACUCAAGCAGAACUGGGGUACACCCUUGGGUACGCCGACGCAUAUCAAGUCUUACUCCAGGGAGACUGGCCUCCUAUAUCUCUUCCCACAGGACCAGGAUGGAGGGUUUGAAAUCCAGAUCCAGUGUGAGAACGAAGCUGUGGAAGCCCUGAAGAGGGACGACCGUUUUCAACAGUACUGUGAAUUUCGCCAAAUCUCGCAUCACAACGAGUCGGCAGGAAACGCUCCGCCAUAGAUAGAGAGCAUUGUGACAUAGAGAUUGGUGCUUCCAUAUAAUCAUUUGAUGUUAUCUCUAGAAUCUUUGAUUAUAGGUGUGCAUUGGUUUUGUAGUUUAUGAC